AUGCGAACAUUAUUAAUUUUUCUUUCAAUUGGUUUAUUUUUAACAUUGAUACAUUAUUCUGCUGCAAGAAAACCUGAUUCUUGGGAAAGUGCAGAAGAUGAUCAUGUAGAAAUGAAAGAUAAGAUUAAUUCGGAAUCAAACGACGAUAGUAAUGAUGAAAGUGACGAAAUUGAUAUGAAAGAAAAAUUUUAUGCAGAUCGAUUCAAUGUAGAUGAUCAAGGAAGAGAAGGAAAAAAUCAAGAUAUUGAAGAUGUUGAACUUGAACAAAAUCCAGAAGGAUCAAAUAGUCAUAGCUUUGAACAUAAUCAGAAGGAUUAUAGUAAAAUCUUACAAGAUAGUGAUGAAGAUUAA
Rotaria sp. Silwood1 is the source of this 351-nucleotide messenger RNA. Lineage: Eukaryota; Metazoa; Rotifera; Eurotatoria; Philodinida; Philodinidae. The record is from the annotation of a GenBank genome assembly.